Messenger RNA from Plutella xylostella (diamondback moth), 2176 nucleotides. RefSeq names its product TATA box-binding protein-associated factor RNA polymerase I subunit C-like (gene TAF1C-like). NCBI's taxonomy places the organism in Eukaryota, Metazoa, Arthropoda, Insecta, Lepidoptera, Plutellidae. The record is from RefSeq and is a predicted model, not a curated record.
GUGAAACCGUGACCAUAGAGAAAAUAAACGCUGUGACCUUGAGUUGACAGCUUUUUGUUUUGAUUGACUAACCUAAAAACUAAAGGAAUAUUUGUGUUGAGGAGGUGUUUCAGUUCAUUUUUAUGUAUUUUCCACCAAUAUGGCAUCAAUAGAAAAGAAGUUGAAACAGAUUAAGAACAAUGUCGUAUCAGACUUCGUGGACAGCACUCAGCCGAUCCCCAACAUCGUGGAGCACUUCUCCAACCACAACAACACAGUAUUCCGCCACUACUGCCGAGUACUGGGCAGAAGAUCCGCGCCAAAGUCGGAUCAACCGCAGCAGUAUCAUUACCUGACUCCGGGACACCCUCUAAAUACCUUCAAAGAUGACUGGGAUGGAGUACUACCCUCGAGGUACUUUGAUCAGUUCCUGUACAACUGCACCCUGCCCAGGGUGAUCUCUCCUAUGAGGUGUAAGGGCUGCUCGGAUCCUCUCACUGGUUUUAUGCGGAAGAAGAUUGAAUGGAAGAACAAACUUCUUUCAUAUAUUGCAGUUACUGAGUCUUCAAAACACCUCAACAAAUUCAACAAGUUGAAUGAGAAAGUGGUUCGAUGUCCAAAGUUACUCUUAGACUUUGCUGCUCACCUAGAGCUGGACCCGCUGCCGCACUUUGACAGUCCGUACAACUGGUACUACAGCGGGGCCGGGAACAUGCACCUUGUUUUCCUUGAUGGGGAACACUUUGUGUUACAUAGCGAAUUCCAUACCUUAUAUUUAACAAAGAUCUCAUUGGACAAUCUUGAGGUUGACCAGAAUCACAUCCUAAGCUAUGAAUGCAGAGAAGGAGACAACAUUUGCGAGACCAUCUACUCGGACAACCACAUUGUAGCUCUGAGGACCCUCACCAGAGUUGUCAUCCUGAAACUUACAGUCACACACAGCAGCUUCAUCACUAUAGAAAAGCUGAAAGAAAUAGAAAAUUCUGUAACAUACACCAGCAUAUCUUUUGAUCCGCAUCACAAAGAUAUCUUGUAUGUAACAUCUCUAGACAAUAACUUGACUAUAAUUAAUCUAGACAUGAUGAAGGGAAGAAGUGUAAAACUCACUGAAACAGACAAUCUAAUCAACAAUUGGAGCUCAGUGGCUGGUAUCGACAGAUACAGCUACUGCCAUGUUUCAAGAAAAUCAAUAAAAAUCUACGAUAAGAGGACAAACACUGUUGCACAAACAUUAGACGAUCCAAGCGAUGUGUCUGAUGAACCAUGCAAUGAAUUCUCUGUUGCCACAAAGUGCAAAGACAUCCCUCUGUUGUAUGCAGCUACAAACCAUCACCUAUUCCUAGCUGACACGAGAAGUCUCAAGAAGAAGCCAAAGUAUCUUCAAAGAUGGACGCACCAUAUGAAAUGCGUCCCCACCUACAUAUCCUUAUGUAAAUUCGAAAUGAUGAAAGAUAUACUAUGUAUUAGCAGUCAAUGGUAUGAGGACAUGUGCAUUUUACCCAAUGAUUCCGAUUGCUUCGACAGGGAAGUCCAAACCACGGGUAUAUUCAUGCCAUUCCGACCUCCCACCAUAGAGCAAACACUGAAUGCGGCGCGAAUGAAAAUGCUCUGCUUAGACAUUUACAACCCAAUAGAAACCAGAAUCUACACCUCUAUAACUGGCUCCUCAAUACUAGAACACGAGGGCAACUAUUUGGCGAUGACCCAAAACGCUCUCGGGGACAUAAUCUGCUAUACACUAUACCCCAACCACAUACAAAUGGAAGACGAUGGGCUGGAGCGUUUCCACGAAUGGUGUAAAGACAUUCGUGACGACACAACUAAAUACGAGGUGUCCGGGAUAGUAAAUGUUGCAAAAUUGUGGAACAAGUUGAGGAAAGUACCAGAGGAGCAUAAGUUCAAUGAAGAUAAGUUAGCGUGGGAGGAGGUGAAGUACUCGGAGCAGGAGGUGGUGGAGGCGUUCGAGAAGGACGAGCUGGACGGCGGGCUGCUGGACGCCUGGUGCCGCGAGGAGGAGGACCGGCCCAAGAACGAGCUCGCCAUCAAUCUGCAUUUCUCUGACAGUGAAUAAUUUGGUAUUCCAGUUAAGGGUUUGUACACAAAACUGCGUUACAACGUCGCAUCGUAAAAACCUGCGACAGUAAUCAAAACUGUCAAAACAGUCGCUGAUUUUUGCUAUGCGACGUCGCAACGCAGU